This is a messenger RNA of Dipodomys spectabilis (banner-tailed kangaroo rat), 1546 nucleotides long. It is a transcript of the gene Trmt10c, whose product is annotated as tRNA methyltransferase 10C, mitochondrial RNase P subunit. Gene Ontology annotation, molecular function: tRNA binding. NCBI's taxonomy places the organism in Eukaryota, Metazoa, Chordata, Mammalia, Rodentia, Heteromyidae. The transcript is spliced from 2 exons. The record is from RefSeq and is a predicted model, not a curated record. Gene Ontology annotation, cellular component: nucleus; nucleoplasm; mitochondrion. The coding region runs from base 123 to 1364 and encodes 413 amino acids. Gene Ontology annotation, biological process: mitochondrial tRNA 5'-end processing; positive regulation of mitochondrial translation.
GUCGCCGCCGCCGUUGCCGGAGCUGUAGUGGAUCUGUGAGUGGACCGUGUGGGCUCGCGUGGUCUGAGGAGGAGUUCGACUGUCUCUACGGCGGACAUUUCCUCACAUCCAUUUUCUUCAAAAUGAAUGUUAGUGUCACUUGCUUAAGACCUUUUGCCAGGUUGCUGGUGCCAUUUACUCUUCAAAGGAGGAAAAGAAAUUUAUAUCCAAUAAUUCUACAGAGAUACAUGUGUUCCAAAAUACCUGCUGUGCCCUACCCUAACAAAGAGAAUUCAUCCCCUCCUGCACAGCUGGAAUUAGAUGGAUGGAAAACUACAAUGAAAGCUAGUCUGCAAGAAGAAAGUGUUUCAACAGUCUCAAACAAGGAUGAAGAUUCUUUCGCUGCCACUAGAGAAUUAAUUGAGAUGUGGAGAUUGCUUGGCAAAGAAGUACCAGAACAUAUCACUGAAGAAGAGCUCAAAACUGUUAUGGAAUGUCCUUCUAAAUCAUCCAAAAAAAAAUACCUAAAAUAUUUGAGUAUUAAGGAAAAACUUAAAAAAGCUAGGCAAAUGAAAAAAGAAGUAAAAGCAAUAGCAAGGGAAGAAGCAAAAAAAGCCAAGCUGCUAGAAACCACUGAGGAAAAACAACAAAACUUUCUAUUUCUUCGACUUUGGGACAGGAAUAUGAACAUCGCAAUGGACUGGAAGGGGGCCCAGGCUAUGCAGUUUGGACAACCUUUGGUUUUUGAUAUGGCUUAUGAUAAUUGUAUGAACUCCAAAGAAAUGCGAAAUACCGUUUCUCAAGUUUUAGAAAGUGAAGGAUGGAACAGAAGAAAUGUUGACCCUUUUCAUAUUUAUUUCUGCAAUCUUAAAAUAGAUAGUGCUUACCAUAGAGAGUUAGUUAAAUGUUACAAACAAAAAUGGGACAAAUUACUUUUAACAGCAACAGAAAAGUCUUAUGCAGACUUAUUUCCAAAGGACAGUAUUGUAUAUUUAACUGCAGAUUCUCCUAAUGUUAUGACUACUUUCAAGCAUGAUAAAGUUUAUGUAAUUGGAUCAUUAGUUGAUAAAAAUAUGAAACCAGGUCUCUCCCUAGCUAAGGCAAAACAGCAAGGACUGGCAACACAACGCCUUCCAUUAGAUAAGUAUUUACAAUGGGACAUAGGUACCAAAAAUCUCACCUUAGAUCAAAUGAUACGUAUUUUGUUAUGUCUGAAAAACACUGGUGAUUGGCAAGAGGCUCUGAGGUUUGUUCCAAAAAGAAAGCAUUCUGGUUAUCUGGAGGUUUCCCAGUAUUCUCAAGACUUUGUAAAUAAACUGAAGAAGACUAAGACUUUUAGUUCAUAUCCACAGAACUCUUUAAAUGUAGGCAAACAGAAAAAGUGACUUGAAAAAGGAAAAUUUAAUCAAGUUCAUUUCUAACUGCUGCGUUAUGUCUUUUCCAAUUAGAUAUCUUCAGAACUUUGAGAAUUAUGCUUUGUUUACUGUAAAAAGACAAUCUGAAAAAAGUCCUCCUAGGUUUGUUGAUUAAUCCUUAAAUAACCCCAAUAAAACAGUACACUGCUGUG